CCGGUGUGUGUGUUCCACUAGAACAUUCAAAACUGUUUCUCCAAAGAGUUCUGCAGAAACUCAGACUGUUUUCUAAAGCAGAAGCACCACAGUCCACAGUGGAAGCAAUGGGCAGCGUGCGAACCAACCGCUACAGCAUAGUUUCCUCAGAGGAGGACGGAAUGAAGCUGGCAACAAUGGCUGUUGCCAAUGGCUUUGGGAAUGGGAAGAGCAAGGUACACACCAGGCAGCAGUGCAGGAACCGGUUUGUCAAGAAAGAUGGCCACUGCAAUGUCCAGUUCAUUAAUGUGGGUGAAAAAGGACAACGUUACCUAGCAGACAUCUUCACCACCUGUGUGGACAUUCGCUGGAGGUGGAUGCUACUUGUCUUCUGUCUUGCUUUCAUCCUCUCGUGGCUGUUUUUUGGUUGUGUGUUUUGGUUGAUUGCCUUAUUGCAUGGGGACCUAGAAAGAACAGAAAGACUUUGUGUCUCCGAAGUGCGUAGCUUCACUGCAGCCUUCCUUUUCUCCAUCGAAACACAGACAACGAUUGGCUAUGGCUUUAGGUGUGUCACAGAUGAGUGCCCCAUUGCAGUCUUCAUGGUGGUUUUUCAGUCAAUUGUUGGUUGCAUCAUUGAUGCCUUCAUCAUUGGUGCUGUCAUGGCUAAGAUGGCUAAACCGAAAAAGAGAAACGAAACGCUCAUCUUCAGCCACAAUGCUGUAAUAGCCAUGAGGGAUGGAAAACUGUGCUUGAUGUGGCGGGUUGGAAAUCUGCGCAAGAGCCACUUGGUGGAAGCACAUGUCAGAGCCCAACUCCUCAAAUCUCGGAUCACUACUGAAGGAGAAUACAUUCCUCUAGAUCAAAUAGACAUCAAUGUUGGCUUUGACAGUGGGAUAGAUCGCAUAUUUUUGGUCUCACCCAUUACAAUUGUACAUGAAAUAGAUGAAGAGAGCCCUUUGUAUGAUUUAAGUAAGCAAGAUAUGGACAAUGCAGACUUUGAAAUUGUUGUAAUAUUAGAAGGCAUGGUGGAAGCCACUGCCAUGACCACUCAGUGCCGUAGCUCAUAUCUGGCAAAUGAAAUCCUCUGGGGCCACCGUUAUGAGCCUGUACUAUUUGAAGAGAAAAACUACUAUAAAGUGGACUACUCGAGGUUCCACAAAACAUAUGAAGUGCCGAACACACCCCUUUGUAGUGCCAGAGACUUAGCAGAAAAGAAAUACAUCCUUUCUAAUGCAAAUUCAUUUUGCUAUGAGAAUGAAGUGGUCCUGACAGGCAAAGAAGAUGAGAGUGACAAUGGGGUGCCUGAGAGCACAAGUACAGAUACCCAUCCAGACCUGGACCAGCACAGUCAAACAGGGGUACCCCUAGAACCUAGGCCUUUAAGGCGAGAAUCUGAAAUAUGACUAAGACAAAAGAUCUUCGCUAUGGUUAUAAAAUCUAUCUGUCAGCAACAGGCAUGCUAUGCUGAGAGAUGGCCAUUUUGCAAAUGAUGGUACUGUUUCACAGAAAUGGGCAUACAGCCCUGAGGAAUCGGCCUAGGCUGGUUAAAAGUGCUGUCUUCAGAAGAGGAGCAGCAGAAGCGUUAACUUGGAAUGUAAAGCACUAUGUCUAUGUGUGGCAAGAAGGCACAUAUAUGUUGUAUAAUAAAUUAUGUGUAUAUAUAUUUUUUACAAAACUUGAACUUGCAGGCAAGCUUUGGUUGAGUUCUGUUGUUUGACAUCUAUAUUUUCCCCCCAGAAUGUUUCUCUCUUGGGAACAAAAAUGUUUUUAAUGGCAUAACAAAGGCAUGAUAACUGCCUUAUUACUAUUUUUAAAGCUGCUGCUAACUACAAGAACAUGAAUGGUAAUAUUUUUUGUUGUAGUGUAGCUUUCAUUUUUU
This is a messenger RNA of Euleptes europaea (tarantolino), 1858 nucleotides long. It is a transcript of the gene KCNJ2, whose product is annotated as potassium inwardly rectifying channel subfamily J member 2. The record is from RefSeq and is a predicted model, not a curated record. The coding region runs from base 108 to 1382 and encodes 424 amino acids. Gene Ontology annotation, biological process: regulation of monoatomic ion transmembrane transport; potassium ion import across plasma membrane. Gene Ontology annotation, molecular function: inward rectifier potassium channel activity. The transcript has a single exon. Gene Ontology annotation, cellular component: plasma membrane. NCBI's taxonomy places the organism in Eukaryota, Metazoa, Chordata, Lepidosauria, Squamata, Sphaerodactylidae.